GGGUUACACAGAGAGAGAGAGAAAUAUUUUGAAAACCUGAAAAUUUUCCGCCAUUUGUCGUCUGCACAUGACGUCAUGAAAAGAACCCGGAUGCGGAAGUGAAAGUUUGACCUUUUCUGUCCCGAAUCGAGAGCGAGGUUUCUUCGGAAGUGAAACAAGGAUUCGACAAAAGCCCAAGAAUCGUGGUAGAGCUUGAAAGGUGUUUAUAAUAAUAUAAAAGAGGCAGUGAUCCCAGAGCCAGGAUGUUAGAGGUGACUGUGAAGACUCUGGACUCUGUCUCCAGACCUUUUACUGUGGAUGAAGAGACGACAGUACGCGAGUUCAAGGAGACCAUUGCCGAGUCGGUCAACAUCCCACCAGACAAGCAGAGACUCAUCUUCCAGGGGCGUGUCUUGAAGGACCACACCAAGCUAAAGGAAUACAAUGUCCACGGCAACGUGAUUCACCUGGUGGAGCGAGCCCCACCCCCCAGACAACCCCCCACGUCAUCAUCAUCAUCAUCCGGAGCCUCCACAUCUACAUCCUCCAGCUCCAGCCAAUCAGCAGGCACAACACAGGGAGGAGGAGACAGGAAUGGCAACAACUUUGUGAUUGGUGCAUUCACCCUGCCAGCAGAUGUGGUGGAUCCUAACCAGAUUCAAAAUGUGGUACAGAGUGUGCUAUCUGGUAUGGGUGAUCUGGGAAGGAAUGCUCGGGUGACCUCCAGAGCUUCGCCGGAUGGGUCCUCAGUAGAUGUACACAUUAACCUGGGCCAGAUCGCCAUGCCCCAGCUACAGAGUGAGUCCCAGCUCAGGAUAGACCAGGCACAGAGGAUGGUGCGGGAGGCUCAUGACUGUCUCAACAGACUGGAGAACCCCCCUGGUCGGCAGAGGUCCAACUCCCUCCCGUCCAGUCUGGGUGAACAGCCCCCCCAGGGCGAGGGGGCCGGUGUGACAUCACGUGACGCUGAGUCCAUCCCCUCUUCCACCACCAAUACCACCAGCACAGAAGAACCCAUGGAAACAGAGACAGCCACACCCAGGGAGACAGGGGGUCAAACACAGGAGACUGGAGGAAGUGCCAGUGACACUGCACCUGGUACAGCUGCAGCACCUGGUACAGCUGCGGCACCUGGUGCCAGUGGACCAUCUUCCACCAGUCAGCCAGGUGCUACAGGUGCCAACACCCAGACCUCCACCCCGACAACCAGCGGUACCCCCACUAGUUCUGCUGCCGGGACUGCCAGGCCAGGACCACAACAUCCCGCGCCGGCCGUACUGGCGGACGUGUUUGACGAGAUCCAGGCGCUAAACGAACGUCUGCGGCCCCACAUGGAGAGGUACCACCAGAUCCUCAGGAACGAGGUGGACUACACGGGACAGUUUGAGGAGUAUCGCGAGAAUCAGCGUCUGGUGAACAUCAUCUCCCAGAUCUUACACAACCUGUCCCACGCCUACCACUCGCUGUCGGACAUCAUGUUGGACCUGAGUCGCACCCCGCCCCGCUACCUACGAGCCCCGCCCGCUCCCCAGAUACAGAUGAUGGGGCCUGUACAGACUGCCAGCCAGAUACGGAUUCCAAUAUUGCAGCAAUUCCAAAAUCAGGCCACGUUCACUACAUCCGCACCUGGUAUGGGCGCUGCGGCCUCCCGUACAUCAACCGGCACCUCUGCUGUACCCCAGACCUCCUCGGCAACCUCCCAGACUCCACCAGCACCUCAGGCACAGGUGUCCACUGCCACUACCCAGACUGCUCAUGCACCAGAUACCACAGCUGCACCAACCAGCUCCCAGGAUGCAUCAGCAGCCAAUAAUGACUUGGCUUCUGCCCAUACUCAAACAGAUGGCACCCCAUUGGCCAGUGCCCAGACUCAGACCCAGACAACAGAGAUGAGGACCACCACCACCACUACACAGACCAACCAGGGACAACCAGGUGCAACCUUCCGACAGGUGAUAGGUGGAGGGGGUACCCCCUCUGACCCCCUGGUGAUGCUGGAGAUGGGUCCCCAGGGUUUCUACAUCAACCGUAUCACGGCAACCAUCCACCCCCCUGGACAGGGACCUCAGCAGGCCUCCACAGCAGGUGUGUCUGCAGGGACAAGCACAACAGGUUCCACUGCAAGUUCCACCGCUCAGGGUGCACCCCCUGCAUCCUCCGCCCCUGGACCGAGUGUGACAGUGACCAGACACUUUACAACAACAACUAACCCUGCAGGUGCCAGGUUCUCCACAGGAGCCAUCCCCAUGGCCCCGCCCCAACUCAUGCAGCAGAUCAUGCAGCAAGUAUCCCAGCAUGCCGCCUCAGCCACAGCUACUGCAGCAGCAGCCGCAGCCACUGCAGCAGCCACGGCUGCAGCAAACAUGGCGGGUCCUGGGCAGCGUCAGGGGCAGCAGCCGCCCCAACAACAGCCAGCUGGUAAUGGAAGAACUAGCACCGCCGCCCCAGGUAGACCUGGCACACAGCCCCCGGGUAACAUGGGUCGUCCCCUGCCUCGAUUCACCACCGGGCAGCCGGGGAGGGGCCCCAUGGCCGUCCCAGGGACUGUCGCACUGAACCCCACCGACCCUUUCCUGCCGUGUUCUUCUCGCCACUUCCUCGUGGUCCGUCAGAACCAGAACCAACAGCCGCGGGCCCCGCCACCACAGCAACCACAGCCACAAGCUGGAGUUGUCAGUACUGGUGAUGGACAGCUGGGUGACAUGAUACAGGGAGUGUUACAGGGACUGAUGCAGCAGCAGAACCCGUAUCUACACCCCCAAGGUGCACCUGGAACAGGCCCCAGGGGACCCCCCACCCAACCCCUGAACCCCCAGGCUAUAGUCAACAUGUUUGAUGCCAUCCUCCAACCUCCCGCCUCCUCUGCUGGGGGUCAGGCCCCGCCCCCUGCCACGCCCCAAGGGGCGCAGAGCUUCUCAACCACGUUCCAGGACAUUGUGCAAGACGGGAUCAGGGAGGCCGGGUCCCAAUCCACGAUGUCUAGUUCCUCCACAAACACAACAACAACAACAACCGCCGGCAGCCCCACCACGGAACCCUCCCCGGGCACACAGCCAGCCAAUCAGAGCGACCAGCCCCCCGCCCCGCCCCCGAGAGCCGGCGUGUCGGACGAGACGUUCCACAGCCUGAUUGGUGGGAUCGGGGGGUUCAUGCAGCAGGCAGCGGUCGGUCAGCCGUCCGCAGAGACCAUCGCUGACUUCCUGACCAGGAUAAGUCCUGAGUACAAUAUUCAAGAAGAAGAAGGUUUCCUGGCCGAGCUGUUCCAGUUGCUGACCAGUAGCUUCACCUUCCUUGACCUGAUGAGGCUGUUCUUCGGUCAGUCGGCCCCGCUGGCUAACGUGCGCCCCCAGCUGGAACAGUUUGUCACCAGCCAGCUUCAGGACCAGCCUCCAACUCAGGCCAACAUCCAGGCAGCUGUUGGUAGGAUACUGGACAGUAUGCAGUGUUACAUCACAGAUGCCAUUAAUGAUGCCCAAGUUCAGGGUCAUGACAACAUCGACCUUGUGAGGACACACACAGAGUUCUGUAGACAUCACAUGUACAGGGUCAUGAACAUCAUUGCCAACUCUACGGAUGAUGAUGCAGGUUUUGCCCAGCGACUGUUCGAGGCCUGUCGUGUGGCUGUACAGGAAUGGCUGCGGCUGUCCACAAGCUGUAUAACAGACGGACUGAGAGGCGUGGAGAGGAUCAUUAACAGCAGGAUGAGAGUGCUGGCUGGUGAGGUGAACCCAGCCAUCCUGACCUGGAUGCAGACCAUGUCCACAGGACACCUGCGGAACCUGAUGCAGACGGUCAGUGUCCCCGAGAGCCAGAUCCAGCACUACUACGUCAGGAGGGAGCCACAGCCGGCGCAGGUGGAACAGGCUGCACCUGACAGCACACCUGCAGCACCUGACACUGUUGCUGAAGAAGUCACUCCCACCCCAGACAAUAGAGCACAGGAGGUUACCAGGGCAGAGGAGGUCACCAGCUGCCAGGGACAGAAAAGGGAUCGAGCAAAUGCUGAAGAAAGCCGACCACAAGAGAAUACUGGGAGGAGUGAGAAAGCCGGCUCCCUGAAUGGUGUCCCCGAACCUGAGGCUAUGGAUGAUGAGGAGGAGCCAGCAGGUGCACCAGGCCUGCCAUGGCAGUCAGUGGUACCUGCUGAUUGGGUGCCAGUCAUCCAGAGGGACAUUGAAACCCAGAGAAGCCUGCAGCCCCAGCCACCAUUCAGUGAUGCCUACUCCACAGGAAUCCCUGCCAAGAGAAGAAAGACUUCCCACGCUGGAAGGGAGAUCGGUUCCAUGUCAUCAGUUGUUCCCGAGGCCCUGAAGCAGGCCGUGCUGUCCUCAGGGGUCCAGCCCACAACCAGUAUGGAGGAGUUCACAGAGGAGGCUGAGAGCAGCGCCACCUUGCAUGCUGCUUAUGAACAGCAGGUGCGUAGCAGCGUUAGACGCCGGCUCAGAAACGACCCCAACUACACGCCAGAACGUUUCCCCAGCACUCACAAGUACUUUGAAGAGGACAAUCAAUAAAUGUAUUUCACUGUAGAGACCGUCCACAUCAAACAUCAUCAUACGUAGAAUUGCCACUUCUGUCAUACCUGGGCCACGUUGAUACUGGUGUUCCAGACUGGGCGAUAACUUUAGCCAUCAGGCGUUCCUACCGAUAGAUGGGCUGAUACCUCGGUUGUAACGGAACACACCGUGUUGUAUACUUUAUUUACAUUUUUUUGCUCCGACUGCCUUAAAAUGCCACAAGCACGGCAGCUUUAGUGAUUACGGUAAUCAGGACUUUUGGAAACGCCAACACUGUAAAUAAAGAGCAUUGCGUUAUAUCAAGGGGGUUAUAUAGACCUCCUUGGUUAUAUGGAUAAGUACCCUGUUACAGUAAGUAAACUUGAACAGUCGUUUGUCAGUAAUUCAAAGUAUUGUACAGCCAAGGCAUUUGAUAAUAUGUUUGUUUAGGUAGGUUUGCUACCAAAGGAUGGUAAGCAUUUUAAAUGAAUACCUGCUAUUACAAGUGCAAAGUUGGUGUAUAGUUGAGAGCUUUGCAGGGAAAACGUUAAAGAUUAAUCUUCAACAAGAUGACACAUUUCUGAUCUAAGAAUACUCAUGAAGAAAACUGAAAGCGAUCUUGAACCAGUUUAGCUCCUAUGAACUCAAUGAACAGAUGAGUUACUCAGCCACUGUGACAGAGAAGACAGAUGCUUUGUACAGUAUUUACAGGUUCACUGUUACACAGAAAUUCUCCUAGCUCUUUUCGACAAGCACAAUGAACUGCAAUGCUAAUGUGCAUGUCAGGUGAGCGACAUAGCCGGAAUUUGAACUCGCAACUACUCAACCCAGAGGCGAUUCAUGCUACAAAUUCAUGCACAUGUAGAUAAUUGUUGCCAAACAUGUGUUACUCAUCAACUUCUGAAGUCAUCUACUGUAGAAUAUGUUGUAUGGGAAAAAAGGUACUUCAGAAAAGAAGUGCAUAUCAAUUUUUAUCAUACAUUAUACUUGAGGAUGGUAAAUUUGGUGGUAAAGUUUUCUGUAGGUUGUACAUGAAGCGAUAAUGAAUGCCCGGUAAAAGACAACAUAUACAGGCAAGGCAGUAUUCGGCUUUGAGCCCGUAAAGUAUUCCAUUUGGGAACUAACAGAAACAAACAUUUGCAAGUAAUGAAAUAAAGACAGUUUUAUCCUGUUCGGGUGUAUUUAAACAAUCAAUUUUUUGUUUUGAUUUUUUUUUGGGGGGGGGAGGAGUGUAACAGUGUGAUACUGAAUAAAUGUAUCUUAUAUUCUUGAUAAUUGGAAGAAAGGCAUUAGGUUGCAGGAAAAAAUGAGUUUAUUCACAGUUAAGUCUUGGCUAAGGAGAGCUGCGAAUGCCCAUAUAUGAGAAGAAAGGGACAACAACAGCUGCAGGUGCGAAAGUCAUAAUGCAUGUUCACCUAUAUCUGUGGAGUAGCCUAUAUCCGUUGUUUUUAAAACUUGGUAUUUAUGGAUUUCAAGUCAAUGGAAAUUACUUUUAAAAUACAAAUGUAUUUCAGUUUGAAACCACCAUCCUUUGACAUGAUAUCCCAAAAUAUCCUGUUUUUUUAAAAUAACGGAUAUACGUUACCCCACAUAUAAAGGUAAACAAUUAUCUUUUCUUUAUUGUUAUACCCAUACUUCCUUGUUUUACAUCUCACUGGCUCUUUCAUGUGUAUUUAGAUUUCAAUAUGUUCAAUGAAAUGGAACAGUUUUAGUUAAGUUGAUGUUUACAAAGAGAUAUGUGAACAUGCCAUCCUUCCAUUAUCAGAUAAAGUCAAUGUACACAAUUUAUAGUAUUGUCAGCACGAAUAAAAAUGUGAUGAAAAAA
This is a messenger RNA of Branchiostoma floridae (Florida lancelet), 6300 nucleotides long. RefSeq names its product large proline-rich protein BAG6-like. The transcript has 30 exons. Gene Ontology annotation, cellular component: BAT3 complex. Lineage: Eukaryota; Metazoa; Chordata; Leptocardii; Amphioxiformes; Branchiostomatidae. Gene Ontology annotation, molecular function: polyubiquitin modification-dependent protein binding; misfolded protein binding. Bases 243 to 4493 code for a protein of 1416 amino acids. The record is from RefSeq and is a predicted model, not a curated record.